This is a messenger RNA of Moneuplotes crassus, 3342 nucleotides long. Lineage: Eukaryota; Ciliophora; Spirotrichea; Euplotida; Euplotidae. The record is from the annotation of a GenBank genome assembly.
AUGUUGGAGGAUUACCUUCUAAACAAUAAGAUAAUCAGAUCUUAUUCGAAGCUGUUCAAUGAGAAGGACCUUAAUAGAGUGUUGAGGUGUACUCUCAUCCUUGGUAUUCAGACACUCAAACAAGAAGUUCCGAACUAUACCAGCCUCACACCUCAAGAAAUAGAGGGGCUGAUCAUUGACAGUAUCAGAGAAGAUUAUUCCGCGCAUGCUAACUUUGAAAGCAGAAUCAGAAAAGUAGAAGUCAUCGAUAAUGACCCUUCUCCAGAGGAUACUUUGGCUAGAAAAGAGGAAUCUCCAGGAGCUGCCCACACUAAGAAAAUCCUCAAGACUACCAAGGAAGUUGCUAGUCACAGCAGGAUUCCAAAGAUCCGCCAAAGGACUAAAAUUGAGCAAGUAGAGAAGAAAUCUCCCCAAAAGAGCAAGAGUCAAUCCCAGAAGAGAAUAACUUUUGAAGAGCCAUCUGCCAUUGGACCACAGACUGAAGGAAGAAGAGGAGCCAGGAUUUCUGCAUAUUCAAGAGAUUUCCCCAUCAGAAACUUAGAUAGACCUGCUGGAAUUCCUAGUGUAAGGAACAGGUUCGACCAGGAUUGGAUGAGACUUCACAACACUAGUAGACCUAGCAGUGUUCCAACCAGAAUCAACAGGUUCAGCUCUAAAGCUCCUACCAAUUGGAAUCUUGAUAACUCAACCUUCGAGAAGGACAGGCCAAGAAUUAAGAGAAGUGGCAGUAGAAAGUCCACUAAGUCCAACACAGCUGCUAACUACCCAGACUGGUGGGGAGAUGGAUCUGCUUACAACUCAAAAUCCUCUGCAAGCAGCAGGAGUAGAAGCAGAAAUAAAUACAAAGAAAAUGACAUUGAUGAUUUUGAUAGAAAAGUAACCUACCAGGCUAAGAAAAAGCCUAUUCUCAAGCAGACCCAGUCUCAUACGACUAGAAACAACUACAUAGCUGCACACUCAAUUCAGAAUCACUACCAGGACCCUAUCUCUCCAGAACCUGAGGACCAAUAUGACGAAACUGAGGAAGUUGAAGAAUUCGAGGACACUUACGAAGAAGAGCCACCUAGGAGAAGAGCACAACACAUCCAAAAGAAAAGAAGCGAUAAGCCCCAAGUUGGAGAGACUAUCAAGAAAGGUACCAUUUACUCUAAGCUAAACAAAGAGUCUGAGUCUAUUGGCAGAGAUGAAGAGCCUACCAACUGUAGAAGGACUAAGGGCGGCUACUUCCUCUCCUUCUCUCCUACAGGGAACAAAAAGAAGAAGACUCAUAAAGAAAAUGUCAAUACUGCAAACUACCAAUAUGAAGAUACUCGUGCCAAAAAGAAGUCGUACGUCAGGAGAUGUGAAAACUUCGAAAAGCCUCAACCAAAGCCACGUAAGGGGAAGACCUUGAAGGAGCUUCACAAAAAUGAUAGGCAGAGAGCCAUACACAAUAGAGAAACCUUUAAGAAUACUAGAGAGAUUAAUAACCCAGCCAACAAAGAAAAAGAUAUGAAGAAAACUAUCCCUAAGAAAUUCCAAAACGUAGAAAGCGUCAUCAAAAAGAGAAUUCAGAUAGAUAAGGAAAUCUACUCCAAGAAAAAGAUGGACAACCAAAACCCUAAGAAAGAGCCUGAAGUCUAUGCUCCAAGAGAAAAAGGAGAAAGAAAGAGGAGGCAUAAGAGAAAAGUUACGGAAUCCGCUUCCAAGUCAAGGUCAAAAUCUCGUUCUGAUUCUCAGAACCGUGCAGAGAACUUUGAAAGUAGAACCAAUCAUUACCAAAGCUACCAGAACGAUUCUCAAGAGGGUGAGAAUCCUUCUCAAUAUCAAGAUGGGUCUUCUCAAUAUCAAGAUGGGUCUUCUCAUCAUCCAUAUUACAACCAAAGACAUACGAGUGAGAGGAACCAGAAACAAGUAGUGACAGAGGGUUCAAGCUACCCUAGUGUGACUCAAGCUGCUGCACCACAAGAGAUCUAUGACAGAGGUCAGAAUUAUCAGAACCCUUCUUCCUACAGAGCUCAUGAAGAAGUAAAGCAUGAGCAGCAAUACCAAGAAUAUAGCUACAGACCUUCGUCUAUAAGCCAGAACCCUGAUAGAGAGAAUAAUGUUGUUGAAAUAACAGAAGGAUUCCUAAACUCUCCAAUGAUGACCCAGUUCUCUGAACACUCUGAUAUGCAAAGAAGGCCUAAUCCUUAUUCUAGAGAUCAAGAAGAGAGCAAGAGACAUGAUGAUAGUCGGAAACAAGAAGAUAGCAGAAGACAUGAGCACCAAGAUUACUCUGGAGUGAAGGACUCUGCUAGCUAUGGCCAAUAUACUCAGAGCAGGUCAAAUGAUUCUAUGCACAUUCAUCAUCAAUGAUAUGACAAUCCAUAUACUUACAACCAGCAAAGUAAUAAUAAGAACCAGACUUCUGGAGUUGGAUCAAAUAGCAACCCCAACCAGUCCAGAUACCACGAAGAUCAAGUUCUCUUCAAGAGCAAUGGAUUUGAUGGAAAUGCAACCUCAAGUGGGAAAGUUGAUGAAAGCGCUAUGCUCCAAUCCCCAGUUAUAAACCAAAAGAACCGCGAGGAAAACUCUGACUCUAAAUUAACAGGAACCGCCAAUUUUGAAAAGCCAAAAGACUAUGAUGUAAAGUACUCUGACUUCAGACAUACUGAUGCUAGGGAAGGAAGCUUUCCUCGACCUCCUUAUGACCAGAAUAGUGCUGAAAGAGAGCAAAGUCACUAUAAUCCUUUCACUCAGAACCAAGACUAUGUCAACAAAGGGCCUGUUUAUAACUCUGGAUAUGGACCAUUUGAUUACCAGAAAGAGCACCAAAUGUCCAGCCAUAAUCCUGGAUCAUACAAAUAUUUGCCAGCAUGGGAAGGAGCUGAUCCAAAGCUCAACUCUCAACACAUGAGCAUGAAUACUGGCUACAAUCAGGGCCCACCAAAGUUCUUGGAGCCACAAGAAGAAUCUAAAUACCAAAGUGCAGUCAGCAGCUAUUAUGAAGAAGAGGAAGAAGAGUCAGAUUAUACUGAAGGUGAAGAAUCAGAGUCAGAAUAUGACUCUGAAUUCAGCAAAACUGACGAUUACAGAUCUAACUCUUCAGCUGAUAAGUAUAGAGGCCCUCAUUCUCAGUACCAGCCUGGCCAAUAUCCUCCAAGGGAUAGCGGUGCUUAUCCUCAAGACUAUAGAAGUUCUGAGGGAGGAAAUUUUUAUCAGGGUUCUUACCAAAACUCCAAUAUGUACAAUUCAAUCCCUAAUAGCAGUGAGAUGAAUCCUCAAUACAUGAGCUCCAUCGGCUCUGAAGCUCAAGGAAUUCCUCCUCAGUUCCAAGGGAAUCCAGAGAGAGGCCAUCCUGGCCAACACAGGCGUUACUAG